CUGCAAAGAGUAGCAUGUAUCAUGAGCUGCAUUCUGAAGAAGGAUACGUGGAGAACACGACCAAGGGCGUUUAAGCCGAAAGUUAGGACCGGUUGUAAAACUUGCAAAAUUCGUCGGAUCAAAUGUGACGAACACAAGCCUGCCUGUGUGAAAUGUCGUUCCACGGGACGCCAGUGCGACGGUUAUGACGAAAACACAGGGAGGCCCUCAAUUAUACAGCCACAGGACCGUUGCCAUCUCCAAGGGCUGUCUCCCCAAGGCAACCUUUAUCCUAUGAGGGCACCUCCCCAGCACUGGGAUCGAAGCGCUCUCCAGUUCUUCCAAAUUCGUACCAUUGCCAACCUGUCUGGCUACUUUAGGUCAGAGUUAUGGGAACGCUAUGUCCUUCAACUCUCCGUACUCGAGCCGAGUGUCUUUCACGCCACGGUUGCACUGGGCAGUUUGCAUCGGUGGUAUGUGUACGGAAAGCCUCCCAAUCCAGACCCUUCGGCAUUUCACCAUUAUAACAAAGCCAUUCAUCACCUCUUGCGUCCGAUGAACGCGUUGGCAAAGUCCGUUGUCCUGGUUGUAUGUUAUGUGCUUAGCGCUUUUGAAGCACUGUGUGGAGACUACAAUGCAUCUUUUCAGCACGUCUGUAGCGGCAUCAGACUACUCCGCGAGCCGAAUACCAUCGGCUAUCGAAAUUACCUCCCAAGGACCACAAGAACCCAGCAUUCCCACCACGAUGAUGAAAUUGAAGAAAUCCUCCUUAUUCAUUUCUCACGUCUUGAUCUUCAAGCCUCAAGCUUUCAUCCCGCAUGGACUAUCUCAAUGACGGAGCCUGACCCCAUUUCUCGUAUCCACUCGGAGGUUCCUAUAUCAAGCCUUGAGGAAGCAAGAGAACGUCUUACUGCGCUGCUUUUGCAAGUGAUGGAUUACAAGAGAGGCAGAGAGAAAGACGCGAAUCAUCAAGCCGCAGAUAGUGAUAUCUGGCGAAUUAGAAUUGGGCAGAGUCUCUCCCAGUGGUGGGACGCAAUGGAGGCAUGGUUGUUACAGGAGCACAAUUCCUUAAGCUCAAAAGAGCACAAUGGAAUUACGUGCCUCCGAAUCCUUUAUCUGACUGGAUACAUCCUUCUGACCGUGCCUCGAGGGGCGGAAGAAAUCCUGUAUGACAACCUCCGUGACGAGUUCUCGAAGAUUGUCGAAUAUGCUUCUGUUCUAGCACUAGCGCCAGAAGACGACAGUGAGCACAGCUGUUCGCAUGAACUCGGCAUCUUACCUGGUCUAUAUCUGACUGGAACCAAAUGCCGUGAUCCUACCCUCCGACGUCGGGCAUUGGCACUUCUGACAUCUUGCCGAAGGAGGGAGGGCGUUUGGGACAGUGAGUCGGCCGCGAAGGUUGUAUCUAGGAUCAUUUCCAUCGAAGAGAAAAGCGGCAAGGUACAUAGCUGUAGAGAUGUUGUUGAGGGGAGCCGAGUGAGGGACACCUGGCUCCUGAAACCAUCCAACAUGGGCAGACAUGCUCCUCUUGUGCUCACCCGCAGAUCACGGCCAGACGCUGCAUUGGAGAUUAUUGAGGAGCAAAUUCAAUGGUAAUCUUGGAGUCUUGUCCAACAACCUCAGAUAGG
This is a messenger RNA of Exophiala oligosperma, 1607 nucleotides long. RefSeq lists its product as uncharacterized. The record is from RefSeq and is a predicted model, not a curated record. The transcript has 2 exons. Gene Ontology annotation, biological process: regulation of DNA-templated transcription. NCBI's taxonomy places the organism in Eukaryota, Fungi, Ascomycota, Eurotiomycetes, Chaetothyriales, Herpotrichiellaceae. Gene Ontology annotation, molecular function: zinc ion binding; DNA-binding transcription factor activity, RNA polymerase II-specific. The coding region runs from base 22 to 1575 and encodes 517 amino acids.